AUGUACAACCUCAUUAGUGUCCUGUCAUUUGUGGACAUCUGUUAUUCCAACAGCACUGUCCCACAGAUGCUUAUUCACUUCCUGUCAGCCUUGAAGUCGAUCCCCUUCCACAGCUGUUUGCUCCAGCUGUCCAUCUCCCUGGCAAUGGGCAAUACAGAGUUCUUCGUACUGGGAGCCAUGGCCUAUGACCACUAUGUGGCGGUGUGCCACCCACUGCACUACACAGUCAUCAUGCACGGAGGGCUGUGCUGGGGGCUGGCUGCUGGCUGCUUGGUGGCUGGUUUCACGAAUUCACUGACGCAGACAAUCAUCAUCUUUCAGCUAUCUUUGUGUCGCAAUAUUAUUAACCACUUUGCUUGUGAGAUGUUGGCUGUGCUGAAGCUGACCUGUGUGGACAUCUCCUUCAACAAGGUCAUAGUGGCGAUCUCAGGCUUUCUGGUGAUCAUGCUUCCCUGUUUUCUGGUCCUAUUCUCCUAUGGUCGUAUAGUUGUUGCCAUUCUGUGUAGUCGCUCUGCCCAGGAACGCCGCAAAGCAUUUGGGACUUGUGACUCCCACUUCACUGUGGUUUGCAUGUGCUUUGGAACAGUCAUUUUCACGUACAUGAGACCUUCAGCUGGCUCCUCAGCAGAACAGGAGAAGACAGUUGCUCUGUUCUAUGCUGUGGUGACCCCAAUGCCGAAUCCUUUAAUCUACAGCUUGAGGAACAAGGAGGUGAUGAGUGCCCUCAGAAGAGUGUUGGAAAAAGUUCGUGAAAAAAGAUAA
Messenger RNA from Ceratotherium simum simum (southern white rhinoceros), 762 nucleotides. Lineage: Eukaryota; Metazoa; Chordata; Mammalia; Perissodactyla; Rhinocerotidae. The record is from RefSeq and is a predicted model, not a curated record.